Lactuca virosa is the source of this 687-nucleotide messenger RNA. Lineage: Eukaryota; Viridiplantae; Streptophyta; Magnoliopsida; Asterales; Asteraceae. The record is from the annotation of a GenBank genome assembly.
AUGUCCUACAGGCUACCACAAACCUUAGUGGGUCGUUAUUCUAAUGGGUUUACAAAGAGUUCGCGAGAUGACAAGGAUAAGGAAGAGUGCACGGAGCAGUUGGUAGGACUAGCGACAUGUUUGCCAUAUGUUGGUGGCAAUGCAAAAUCUCCCACACCAGAUUGUUGUAAUGGUUUGAAGAAAGUGUUGAACACCAACAAGAAGUGCUUAUGUGUGGUGAUAAAAGAUAGAAAUGAUCCGGAUUUAGGCCUCACAAUAAAUGUCACGCUUGCAUUAGGCCUCCCUACAGUGUGUCAAGCCCCUGCUAAUGUUACAAAAUGUCCGGAACUUCUCCAUUUGGCUCCAAAUUCAACGGAUGCUCAGGUUUUUCUUCAAUAUGGCCACUCUACUACUGCUGGUGCUCCUGCCAAUAGCCCUGUUCCAAGUGCUAGUGCUAACGUGACAAGUGGAACGAGUACUAAACGACCAAGUGGCAACGUGAGUGGCACUGAAAGGACAUGUUUAAAAUGGAAAGUCAUUCUUAUGGGAGUCAUGUCGUGCAUUUUAGCUUCAACUAUCGUUAUCUAGAUUUCUAAUGGUCUCAUAUUUGUGUAUUUUGUAGAGUGGUGUAUUGGUUUUUUUAACUUAUUGUACGUCCAAGCAUCAUCCUUUUUCCCUUUUCGAAUUUAAAUAAAAUUUAACAUACAC